AUGGUAUCUGCCUUCUCUAUGAGUCCGACACUUGGAUUUGGAAUGCUGAAUAAAGCCAUAGAUUAUGUAGGAGUUUUGCCAUUUUUCAUCAAUGUGGAAAUGCCUACAAUUUGUAUGCAAGGUGAACAGGUUGGUAUCAGAGUCACAGUCUUCAACUACAUGGAAGACAAUAUGGAAGCCACAGUCAUACUGAAAGGAUCUCCAGAUUACAAGUUUGUUCACGUAGAAGACAAUGGAUUUGUCAGUGCCUACAAUCCUAGAACUUCUUUUGGAGAACACCAGUUCUUUAUUUUCAUAAAAGCUCAAGAUGCUGCUCAAGUAUACGUUCCCAUUGUGCCCACUCGUCUAGGCGAUAUUUACGUGACUGUUUAUGCUGCUACCCUUAUUGGCAAGGAUGAAGUAACCAGGAAACUACGUGUCGAAGCUGAUGGGUUACCACAAUACAGGCAUCAAUCUGUAUUAUUGGAUUUAAGUAAUAGGGCUUAUACAUUCCAGUAUAUGCACGUGAAUAUCACCGAAACUCCGAUUAUUCCUUAUGAAUAUGAUAGAUACUACGUGUAUGGUUCCAAUAAGGCUAGUAUAUCAAUAGUAGGCGACGUGGUCGGUCCAAUUUUCCCCACAAUGCCUGUAAACGCCACAUCUCUCUUAUAUCUGCCAAUGGAUUCGGCCGAACAAAACAUGUUUUCCUUCGCAGUUAACAUGUACACCCUACUAUACAUGAGAUACACUCAGCAAAAAAACAAGACUCUACAAAAGCAAGCUUUCCAUUAUUUAAACGUCGGCUAUCAGAGGCAGUUGAGUUUCAUGCAACCCGAUGGCAGUUUUUCCACAUUCAGAAGCGACUGGAACAAUUCCGCGUCUUCGGUUUGGCUGACUGCGUACUGUGCAAGGAUUUUACAGGAAGCUAGUUUUUACGAAUGGGAAAAUUACAUUUAUAUCGAUCCAGAUGUUAUAGCUAAGUCGGUAGAGUGGGUUUUGAAACAUCAAACCGAGGAAGGGUCGUUUUAUGAAACAACUUGGAUGCCCGACAGGAAAUAUAAUUCUUCACUUAACUUUGAUCACAACAAUAUUGCUCAAAGGAAUAUUACUUUGACUGCGCAUGUACUUAUUACUUUGGAGAGUGUUAAGGAUUUAACAAGUGGUCUAAGCUCUAGAGUGGCCAUAGCUGCAAAAAAAGCAAUUUUCUGGCUUGAAAAGAAUAUGGAUCUGGUUGAGGAUAAAGGACAAGCUUUCGACACAGCCAUUGUGGCAUACGCGCUUAUGAAAAUUAAAGCAGCCAAUGCGGAAAGGGCAUUUUUAGCUCUAUCGAGAAAGGCUGUUCUGGAAGGAGGUCUAGUCUACUUCGCCCGGAAAAGUAUACCUCAGCCGCCGUUCAAAGUGGAAAAUCAGAAACCAUUCUUAUUGCCCAGAUUACCUUAUGAAUAUGACAGCGAAAACAUUGAAGCUACAGCCUACGCUUUGAUGGUGUAUGUUGAGAGACAGGAGUUGUAUGUCGAUAACAUUGUCAGAUGGCUCAAUACUCAACGCCUCUCCGAUGGUGGUUGGGCUUCAACUUCCGAUACAGCUAACGCGAUGAAGGCUCUAAUCAAGUACACUUCCGCUCAAAGAAUCAGAGAUAUUUCAAGCCUCUCGGUGACGGUCGAAGCGACAUCUUUACCAGGAAAAAGUCAAGUGCUUUAUGUAAAUGACAAAAAUAGAGCUAAAUUGCAACACAUUGAAAUACCCAAUGCUUGGGGUACUGUAAAAGUUGACGCCAGAGGUACAGGAUAUGCCAUUCUUCAAAUGCACGUCCAAUACAAUGUCGACAUAGAAAAAUACCAAACACCGCCGCCUGUUAGAGCUUUCGAGUUGGUUACCAAACAAUAUUACUAUGGUAGAAAUCAGUCUCAUAUCACUUACGUUAGUUGUCAAAGGUGGAUCCACACCAACGAAUCUCAAAGAUCCGGCUUAGCCAUCCUAGACGUUACAAUUCCUACAGGAUAUAUUGUGCAGCAACAGGAUUUGGAUGCCUACAUAAUUUCUAGAAGAGUUAGAAAUUUGCAGAGGGCCCGGUUUCAGGAAAGAAAAGUGAUUUUCUAUUUUGAUUAUUUGGAUACAGAAGACACUUGUGUUAACUUCACUGUCGAGCGAUGGCAUCCUGUGGCAAACAUGUCUCGGUACUUGGCGGCCAGAGUUUACGAUUAUUAUGCACCAGAACGAUUCAACGAAACUCUCAUCGACGCUCUCUCCUCCUACGUACUCGACAUUUGCCAAGUAUGCGGCAGCUCACAGUGCCCCUAUUGCUGGAUUUACAAUAAUUCAGCCAGCCACUUGUCAGUACCGCUAUUCACAAUUUUAGCAUCCAGCUUUGUAUUAAUAUUGAGGAACACAAGGGUAACGCAUUAUUUUGACGAGUUUUGUAUAAAGACUUUUUUUUAA
Molecule: messenger RNA, 2418 nt
Organism: Ceutorhynchus assimilis (cabbage seed weevil)
Lineage: Eukaryota; Metazoa; Arthropoda; Insecta; Coleoptera; Curculionidae
Source: the annotation of a GenBank genome assembly